AAAAAACUCUAUUCCAAGCCAGAGUCUCCGCCAUUUUGGAGAGGCAGCUGGCUGUCGGAGUGAGUCUGCGAAGAGAGGCCGCUGAGAUUCAGAAGAUCGGUUUUCCUGAUUUUUUUUGUUGUCCUGCGGAAGGACCGCCUCCCUCCUCCUCCUCCUCCCCCGCCCCCCCAUGAGUGACCUCGCGCCGCGCCGGUGAAGCUGCAGUGCGCAGGAGCGGAAGUGAGAGCUUGUUUUGGGAGCGAGGGAUACAUCCUCAAAACGGUCUCCCAGUUUCUUAAAUCUUUAACUGAGCACGCACCUUCACAGUCCUGGUACUCUCCUUGCUCUAUGGUCUUUAAUAGAGAGUGCUCAAGCUAAGUGACAUGAAGAUGGAAGCAGCAGAGAAGACAGACUUCUCAUCCCAGGAUGGUCUGGAGGAAGCUGAGACUUCAACAAAAGGCAUUGAGACAAAAGUUGGUGACACCAGCAAGGUAGAUGAUGGGUCAUUUCAGAAAGAGACCUCAACAGCCAAAUUGAGAAAAGAAGACCAUAACCGUCCACCAAAACUAAGUGGGCUAUCUACUGAACCUUGUUUGUUGAUGGAACUUGGGCAAGACUCUUCUGAAUCCCAGCUUCCAUCUGCAGACAGCGAUAAGCAAACAACUGGCCGAACCUAUGACAGUGACUCUUCAAAUCAGUGUAUGGUUUCCCCUUCUUCCAGCGGUCAUUUGGCAGACUCUGACACACUUUCAUCUGUAGAGGAGAAUGAGGCACCUCAGGUAAACGUGGCUGUGGACGAGGAUCCUUCAGGAGGAUCUGGUCCUGCAGUCGGCAGAAAAUCACGACGAUCCAGGUCUGAGAGUGAAACAUCAACCAUGGCUCCUAAAAAGAAUCGCUCAUCAAAUGACAAGCAAAACGGCCGUGUUUCAAAGGUUAGAACCCAGAAGCAAAAGGAACGGAUACGAUUGCUACGGCAGAAACGUGAAGCAGCAGCUAGGAAAAAGUACACGUUGCUGCAGGACAGCAGUACGAGUGAUAGUGACUUGACGUGUGACUCCAGCACAAGUUCAUCAGAGGAUGAGGUCUCUGGAAACGGCAAGAGGACGAUUAGUGCAGAGAUUCCAGCUGCCAACAAUCGCGCAGAGGGGACUGCAGGCACUGCUGCCCAAAUGGCUGGACUACUGGACAGUGGGAUCUCAUGGGAGCGGAACUGUAUCGGCAAUGUCCUGGAGGAAGCAAUGAACUGUUUUGCGGAGAUGCAACGGCAGACAGAGGAGAGAUUCCGGAUGUGGAUGGAAAAACUGACCCGCUUGGACACUGAUGAGGACACAAAACAGCAACCGAAUCGACAGGAACUCAAAAUGCCAACAAGGGUCUCUUCAAUGCCGGCUCCUAAUCAACCCAGCACAUUUAUGCAUCUGCCCAGUAACCAUUCAAAUCCACAACAAUCAUAUAACCCUUAUGUGAACAACGAUCCAAAUGCUGAUAAUCCGCCAGCAUAUCAAAUGGCUUUCAACAACAACCCGUCAACUGGGUUUCAGGAGAAUGGAAACUCCUCUGGUCAGGAUCUCAAUCAUUCAAAUCUUUAAACAGUUAGAAAUUGAAAUAUUUCAAUUAAACUCCCAGAAAAACUAGAGUUUUUGAGGGGAGAUCUUUUAACUACUUAGAUUUCUAAACAUCAUACAUGGGCAGCAAUGCAGUUUUUGUACACAAUGCAGAAACUUCAGUGGCCAGGUUGUUAAUCUUAGAAUGACUGCUUGAAAUACAGAAUUUUAAAGCCACAAGUCACCAUGAUAACUAUAACAACCUACCUCUGAUUUUACCUUUGGUCACAUUGUAAGGCAUAAAGACUUUGCUAAAUGUAACUGUGCAAUUAAUCAAAAUUAUAAUUUUUAAAUUGUCCAAGUUACAGUAACAGUUAAAUGAAAACUACUUUUACAAUUUCAAGUUACUUAUUAGGUUAAUAAAAUACAAAAUUACAUUUCAGGUUGGUGCACCCACAAGGUUCUGAUUUUGCACAUCUGAGACCGUCCCAAUUUGCAUGAAGUGACCAACAAAAGCCCAGUAACCGCCAUCAUACUUUGCCUAGAUAAUGUGAGAUGGGGAAAUGCUUGCCAAAAGACGAAGUUGAUGAUGCCUCAGCUUUGCAUUUUACAAAAUGACUCCCUUUCUUCUUUAUCUCUUCUUCAUCCAAUGCAUUUCUUACCUGCCUCCUCUUUUCCCUUUAAACUUCUAUUUUUUUUCUGCCCCCUCUCCGGUCCUUGUACUCCAAAAAACCUCACUAUUGUCCUUGUUUUUUAAAAUUGAUGCUAUAGAAACCUGCUUCAUGCCUGAUGCUACUAGUAAGAACAGAAAGUAGAGGUAUAUUUUGAAGCAUGUUUAAAAUGAGGUUGCAGUUUCCUCCUUUUUACUAUUUUCAGUACGGAUAAUGGAUAGACAAAGCCUCUGAAGCUCCCAUCACUUAGUACCAGUGGUACUGUGUGCUUUUUUUUCCAGCUAGACUGUGUUUCCAUCAAAGUCACUGCACAUUACUGUAAUUCCUUGUUUGGGGUGGGGCACUGAUUGCAUGGCCUCACAGUAACCAACAGGAAUUGAAAAUUGAUCAGUUCAGGAUCUGGGACUAACCUUUAUGGGUUGCAGCAGCAGAAAUGAUGAAUUUCAAGUCCAUUAAGCCAGUGAUAAAAGUUAUGCCAAAUUGUGUUUUGCCUAAUGCCAUGAUACUAAUUUGCAUAUAGUUGUAGAAACCUAACACUUGUUCACUCAGGUUUAGAAUACAUUGACCCAGUCAAUGUCCACAAUAUGUUGGUGCAUCUUAAAACAAUCAAAGUGUCCUGUUGGUGUUGAGCUGGCACUUUACUUGGACAAUUAUAUCAUUUGCCUGUAAAUAUUCUUUUCCUAACCUGUAUUGGAUUUGGGAGACAUCAUAGAUUAACCCCUCUCAGCCAACUGAUCUGAAUAAAUCGAGCUUUGAAUUGUCUCUGCAGUCUGCAAGUGCAGUCCAUAUUUAGCUACCUCCCGUCACCCCCACUCGUCAGCAAUCCCCCACCCUCCCCGCCUCCACUGUGCCCUGAAAAUAUUGGUUAAAUGGUUUCUCAGUGUUGAGGUCUCAUGUUCAUUGCAAUAUAUAUAUAUAGAAUAAUCAAACAGCCAGGAAAUUUGACAUGCUUUCACCCCAAUUGAAAUGCAUUUUAAAGAAGGAAAAUACUGGGGAUGUUGGAAAUAAAAAACUGAAAAUCCUGGCAGUCAGGACUCGGCAGUGAGGCAGCAUCAAUGAAGUGAGAAACGGUUAACAUUUCAAGUCGAUAACCUCUCAUUAGAAUGUCAGAAAUGUGUUUUAAGUUGGCCAAAAAUUUACAUUAAGCUUCAAUUUUAGAACAUCUAAUAGCAGCAAUAGAACUGAUCCCGGUACAGUAGGUUAUUUGCUUCAAACUUGAAUAAAUAUAACACCCAAAUGUCAUUAAAGAGUGGAGAAAUAAAUAAAGCUUUUGAUUACUGAUACCCUUUGCAGACUGAGCCACAGGUUUCCAAAUACUUGGAUUGUGCAAUGAGGUUAUAAAAGAUAAUUGGAAGAUACAGAUUAUAAAUUUGAGAUGUAUUUUACUGACACCGCAAAAUCAAUGCUUGCUUGACCGAAAUAUACAUGUUAUGAUAUAGAAUAUCCAGGAGUUCUUACUUAGCAUAUAGAUCAAAUUUCAUGUAAAAAUGGUCCUGAACAUCUAAAUGAUGAGUUAAAUGCUUAUGAUGGUGCUGACUUUAUCUUAACUUUUGAUCCGUGGUCUUUCCUGAGAUAAGUUCUACUAAAGUGACAAUUGGAAGCUGUGGCUGGGAGGGUUUUCUAGAUGAAUAGGCUAAGAUCAACCAAAUGGCCUUUAUCAUCUGUACUUAUCUUGUGACCUUAGCUCGGGCAAUAACAGGUUUUGCAAUUGGUAUCACAUUGCCCCUAGGCUAUAGAACGGGGAAAUGAUCUGUCGAAGGGUCAUGAGGACUCGAAAUGUCAACUCUUUUCUUCUCCGCCGAUGCUGCCAGACCUGCUGAGUUUUUCCAGGUAAUUCUGUUUUUGUGUUGGGGAAAUGAUCAGCUAGGGCUCUUGUGAUUGCUGUCUGUUGACUCCUUUUGGAAUGCACAUUUAAAUGUUGGCUGUGGGCAGAUUUGGCUUAGCUGUAAUGUUUUCCAAGCUUGCCAAGUUCACCUUUAAGUAUUGCAUAUAAAGAAUGCCCAAUUGACUGAAGUUCAUGAGGGCUGUCUGAGGACAUCUAUCCUAGCAUGAAUUAGUACUUUCAGGAGCAGAGGGAAGCAAUUUGGAAAGAAAUGCAAAUUGAUUAUGGGGUGAGGGAUAAAAUUUCUCAAAGCAAAAAUAUUUUAGAUCACCAGUCUCCCAGUGAAAUGACCAUAUUAAUAUAGUAGGUUCACAGUUUUAGAUUAUGCUAGUGUCAGGGGCAUAAUGAAAUGUAUGUAUGUGAGUUUUACCCUUAUGUCAAUAAGCCGUUCGUGAAUGUGUGCCAUUCUGUUAAACAAUUGCAAUCUAGAUAACUGAAGUUUAGGCUUAGUUACAUUUAGUAUCUCAAUUAAAGCAUGGAGCUUCCAAAAAUGAGAGUUUUUUUAAAAAAGCAACACAAGGCAUGUUCAAAUUCAAAUUUUCAAAUACGCUCACUGAGGUAACUUGAAGUUCAGUAUUUCUGUGGUUUAUACAAAAUGAUUACAUGUCUAGCUGCUUUAGUUUAUCCAUUGCAUGUGCCAAAGUUCACACUACAAAAAACACCCCACUUUGGGCAAUUCUUCGAUUUAAAAUUUCUUUUUAAAAAGUAGUACAGCUGAAAAAGGCUAUACAUAAUAUUUAACAUACAUUAAUGCAGAAACAUCAAUGUAGAUGGAUUUCUGGGAAGCACUAUAGCCCUGAAUAACAGCCUUGACCACGGUGUUAGCUUUUUGCGCCAGUAUUGAGAAAAGAUGAAGGAAAGGACAUUGUCUGUUAUUGUGAUGAAGAAUGAAUAUUGCAUACCUUUCCAUUAGAAGUAGGAAAUGUUUCAUGAGUGAGUUCAGGUGGCUAGUUGAAAGAAUCUGUAAAUCCAAAAAAUUCAGGGGGGAAGGGGUGGGUGGCCUUUUGAAAACUGAGUUGUGUCCUCCUAAUUUUCUGAAUUUCAUUUUAUGCUGUUACUCAGCUUUCUAAGUUUCCCUGCCUGUGUUCCAUUAUACUGGAUAUCUGUCAUUCCUAAAGUUCACAGGGAUAACUUCAUGGCAUGGAGCUUUUUUACGGUCCUUUGGUCUUUGCUGUCAAAUCACUGAGAGUUUGGUGACUUUUCAAACUGCUUUUUAACCAAAAUGCUUUGUAUGCCAUCCUCUGUGUUUCUCCAACAUUUAUGUGACUGCAACCAAUGGUCUUUUCCAUCACCAGAAAUCCUUCUGUAGUUUUGACUUCAUACAGUAUUAGAGAAAGUUAAGCUUAACUUGUGUUAAAGAGUUUAUAAGAAAUUUCUCUAACAGCCUUUCUGCUCCCACAAAAAAAUGUGGAAAUAUACACAUGACAUGAAGUAUUGCAACAUCUUUUUGUUGAUAUAUUAAUUUUUAGGGAAUUGGAACUUUUUUAUGGAAUCAAUAAUUUUCAACUAAACAGCCAUGUAAAAUUAUUUCACAGGCAGGCAAUUUUUCUGAUGUUCUGAUGUUUCAUUCUGGAACAAUUUGAAUUUGUACCUUUUUUGGAAGAAACCUGUCACUAAUUUUUUAUAUAUGUGGCGUGUACUCCUUAACCAUUGUUCUUUAUCCCUCAUUUGGCUGCUGUUAAAAGUGAUCUGGAACAUAUCUCUUGGUGGCCUGCCUGAAUUGAAGUUUAACUAAAUUUGAUUCCAUGGCCUUUUCAUUGUUGCUGGUUUUUAAUUGUUUUCCUAGGUCCCCAGAGUAGUCAUGCCUUAGUUGUGGCUAGCUGGCUACUUAAUGUGCCAAAAGCAGUGUGCUGAUGACUCCAAUCAUUCUUUGUAGUUUGGACAUAGUUUUCAUUAUUGUUUUAUUUUGUUGCCAGCUAUCCAAGUAGACAGAUUAAUGCAAACAGACAGAUAGCUGCUGGACUUUGUUUUCUGUGGGGGUUUGGGGGCAAAUGGAAGAGAAAAGCAAUUCUAUAAUGAUUUUUAUAGUGCAAGGUUUAUUUUUUAAAAUUGUAACAAUGUCAUGAGUGGUCAUGGUUGGUUGUUUACAGCCCUGUCCCCGUUAGUUUGAGUCCAAGCACUUCCCAAUGCUUAAGAUAGGACCCAGAAUUUAUUAGCUGUUAUUUCAGGUAAGGAAGGGAUGUCUCUCUCCAGAGUGGGGAAAGAAAUUACUGGGCAGCAUUAGAUACCCUCCUACCUUCUACCAGCCAAAGUAUAAUUGGAAAGUCACAAUACAGCACCUGUUUAUUUGUUCUGUUUUUGUUAUGGUGCGAUAUGUUGUAACAUUACGCAACCUGAAAAGUGCCACCUCAUAUGAAGGUUUGUGAUAUAAGAGAAAUCCAACUCCCAUCAGUCUAGAUUGAGAUGCAUUCUCUUUGCCCCCCCCGCCCACCCCCUUCUCAAAGAAUUGUUUUGAAUUCCACACUUCCUCUUAUUUGGUUUUGUGGAUUUACCAGCGUGCUAGCGAUUAAAGCAGUCUCUGAAAUCUGUGGCUCACUAUAAUGAUGAAUGUAAAGUAACUCCAAAGAUGAUAUUCUUGAGCAGAUUUUGAAAAAACAACUCAAGUUGAUCAAUGGAGGUGGGGUUUCAUCUCUUUACUCUGUUACUGAAGCUGCUACUUGCACUGGAACAGUGAGUUAUUACACAUCUAUAGACACUAGUUGUGGACAACAUUUACAGUGCAAUCUGCUUUAAAAACAAUAAACUCUGUACUAGAGGUGGACACAAAUACCAGAACCUGUGAUUUGUAUUUUGAGAUUGAUUUAAAUUUGUGCAUUUUUUGUUUGCAUUUUAACAGUUUUCACUGCAAGCUUUCAAUUCCGUUUGUAAUUUAAAAAAAAAUGUUUUUUCUGGCUUGUCUUUUCAUACACUUAUAUUUUGAUGUGGCUAUGACUUUAAGCUCAGAGUUUUGGCAUCUUAUGAGACAUCACAUAAGAAGUAGGAGCAAGAGCUCAGUAAGAUCAUGGCUGUAUUUCUACACCAAAACCUGUUGGGACACACUUAUGGAGGAAGAUUGCUUCAGAACUAGGAAUAAAGUUGAGAACAUCAAUAUCUUAACUAAUUGUUAUUUUAAAAUAAGUCUUGCUGUGGAAUAAAUAGGUGGUAAAAGAUUACAAAACUGUUUUUUACAGACUUGAUCCACAUUGAGACAUGACAAUGUACCAACCAAUUGUUCUGUCUCAGAGUUGAUUGUCAUUUUUACAGCUUUCAGCAUUUUUUAAAAGGUCAUAAAUUGAAGGCACUAUUUGUAAUACUGCUGACUGUAGAAUCAAGAGAAAGUGUCCUCACUAUUUUGUCCAAUCACUAUGCCGAAUCUUGUGUUAGGCCAUUCAACAUGUUCUUAGUCUCGAGCGGUUUCUGAAUAAUCAACAACAGCAUCCUGACCAAUAUUCCUCAGUACUAGAGUAUGGUGGCCAGUUUUACCACAGCGCAACUAUUUUUGGCUUAACUACUCACUGAAACUCUGAGGUGCAAGUAGGGGUGAAUCUUGAAAUUAGCAGUAUUGCCUUAUAUGUGCGUGAAUUGUUAGCUAUCAAAUGGCAUGCAGCACAAAGUAGAGAAAUAGGAUAUCACUUUCAGAAACUUAUGCAAAUAAAAUGUAUAUUUACAAAGAAACACAAUUUUUUGUGGGAAAGUGUUUCACAUAGUCAUAGAAUGUAAAUUCAGCCAAUUAAGCGUGUGUUUUUUUUGUUUCCGCAUGAGCCACCUAGUCUCAUCCAACCUUCCUGCUUGCUUCUCAUACUUGAUAUUCUUCACACAACUAUCUAAUUCAUUCAUAGUAAAAUUUAGACUCUAUCAACAACUGUUUAUGGCAGAGAAUUGCACAUUCUGAUCACUCUCCUGUAUAAUUUUUUUGUUGGAAGUUCUCUUUUAAUUCUUUUAAUUAUCUUGACUUAAUGCCUUUUUAUUACUGUCUUUCAAACCACUUUAAAACAACACAUCGCUAUUAUAACCAUUAACUCUCAUCUUUAUGAGCUCUGGUAAAAAAGCCUUAACUUCUCAAAUUCCUUCUCUCCUCCAUGGCAACAUCCUGAUGAAUCCACCCUGCUGGUUGUUGUCUUAAACGUCUUUCCUAUAAUAGGUGCCUCAAACUGUACAAAAUUCUCUAUUAGUAAUCUAAUUUGGCAUUUUCAGCAUUACCUGAUUUAUAUCCUGUGCCUCUAUGUACAAAAUGGAGGAUUCAAUUUCUCUUGUGUGCUUGAACCGCCACUUUUAACCUCCUACGUAUCUGCACUUUGCAGAAAAUUCUGCAGCGUUUUUUUAAAAAAUGCAUUGAAAUGUAUUAUUGUGCAGUUACAUAUGUUGUCAAAGCAAAGAAAAUUCUGUUUGGAGAUUCGCCUUUUCUAAACAAAAAUGUUUGAAGGCACUGCCUCUUCUAAGAAAGUUUACAUUUUUUUUCUCCCUAACCCUUCCAGUUUUAAUUUCUGCCAACACUUAUUGCAACUGCUCCCCAAGUUAUAGGUUAGUGUUUUUUUAAUCACUUAGUUUAACCGUAAUGGAUUAUUAUUGUGUGAAACCCUACAGUAGCCAUCCUUAAACAUUUAUCAUCUAAAUACAAGCUGUAUCUCCUUUUAAAUAAGAUUUUAGUUGAUUUUAAUUUAAAGAUGGCUGCCUUCUUAACCCUAAAUUAUGGUCUAUAUUAAAUCUCAGGUUGCUUCUCUAAGGUUAAGAAGGAUGUCCCUUUUUUAAAUGAAAAUGCAGUUCACUUGAGCAGCACUGGCUUAAUUCAGAUCUAGGGUGAUUAUUUUUUGAAAUGACUAGAAUACUUGCUGGUCUGUAAUAUUUAAGUAGCAGAAAAGUUACAAACUCAAAUUUUUAUCCACAUAAUUUUAAUGACCAAUUUAAUAAUUGGUUUAGAUUAAUAUUCUUGCUUCACCAUCACUUGCAUUGUGGGAAGUGUAGUCCUAUAGCAUACAAAGUUUAGGAUGACACUUUCCUUAAUGGUUUGCAACGUGUCACAUGGAGUAAACAAGUUAUAACCCAUCGUCAUUUUGUUGUAAACGAAGGCUCCUCUGUUUUGAGAUGCCAGGGCCUUUGCAAAAUCACAGAUAAUGUAGUGGAUUUCAGUAAUUGAUGUCCAGGAUUGUUGUUUGUGUCCACCUUUACUUUCCAGGGAAUUGCUGUUGCAACACCUUACCUAUGUUACGUAACGGUAUUGUUUGCCAUGUACUUUAUUGCCAAAAACCCUGUAAAAUCCAGAAGUGUAAAAUACUGCAACUUCAUUGAAAAUAAAUUGUUGAAAGAGUAAAA
Messenger RNA from Carcharodon carcharias (great white shark), 9365 nucleotides. It is a transcript of the gene ark2n, whose product is annotated as chromosome 1 C18orf25 homolog. Lineage: Eukaryota; Metazoa; Chordata; Chondrichthyes; Lamniformes; Lamnidae. Gene Ontology annotation, molecular function: ubiquitin protein ligase activity. The transcript is spliced from 3 exons. The record is from RefSeq and is a predicted model, not a curated record. The coding region runs from base 363 to 1568 and encodes 401 amino acids. Gene Ontology annotation, biological process: ubiquitin-dependent protein catabolic process.